CGACGCGCGUGAUCAAAUUCUUAUCCUCUUGUGCGGCUGUGCGGUGAAACGUGAAUUUCCCUCUCGAGUUUGGUCGCUGUUCAGUCCGGCGUUGAACGUUCAGACUCGAUGAAAUCCGGCUCUCUGCGCUCCUUGUCAGUCUAGCUUCGACUCUGCCCAGGUGAACUUCGCCGUAGAAAUCAAAAUCAAAGUCGAAAUUCGAAAAGCCAAUUCCAAGUAUUCGUCGUUCAUUGACAAAUACUUGUAAAGUCAUAUCUUUCGCGAUCGGGAUAAAAUUCGAUUCGGAUAAUAUUUAAAGAGGAUUGGUCAACGAAAAAGAAACAUGUGUAUGGUGCGCGUCCAAGAAACGUAUAAACUGCAGCCUGUGAUCAAUCGUAGUGAAAAUGAUUAAAUAACAAUAAUAAUAGUUGACCAGUGCUACAAAAUAAAAAAAAAAAAGAAAAAAAAUAUCGUGCAAUAUUUAUAAAAUAUGACGUUCGCGAUUUUUUUUCAUUCUUUCUUUAAUAGAGAAGUGAAGUCGAAGAGGUAAUAGUAAUAAAAACAAAAAUCAGGUAAUACAGAUGCGGAACAAUUUUAAUAAUCAAUUAUCUCAAUCGCUGAUUCAGUGUACAGUAAGGAGAUUGAUGACAAUCGAUAAUAAUAACGCCGAUGGUUAUAGUGGUCGUAAUGAUGAUGAAAGUGGUGUCGCCCAUGUUGACAAAAUUGAACGAAACGAUCAACGACCGCUCCUUCAAGUUUACACAUGCUGAUUGGCCCUCGAUGUGAAGGUUGCGUUGAAAAUUGCCAACGCAAAGUUUCCACGCACGGUGUUCACGGAUUUUCCUAUCUUCCGUGGAGCCCGGAUUAUCGACGAACAGCCGACGGAUCAUCCAUUUGCAAACCGAUAUUCGGUGAUAAAUGCCUCUUCCGGACCGUGGCUGAAAGCGAUAAGCUUCGGAUCGAUGGAGGAUUAUGAACUCGGGGAAUCACGGGCCGGCGGAAGUCAGGGGCCGUUCAACACUUCGCUGGGAAAUGUGGGAUGCGACGAGCCACCAUUCAAAGGCGCUCUUCUGGCCACUGCCUGGUUUCAGGCAGUCAUCUACUUCCUCUACAGCUCCAUAUUCCUCACGGCUCUCCUCGGCAACGGACUUGUUUGCUACGUCGUGUACAGCAGUCCGAGGAUGCGCACGGUCACCAAUUACUUCAUAGCCAAUCUAGCCGUCGGCGAUAUCCUGAUGACCCUUUUCUGCGUGCCGACCAGCUUUGUCAGCACGCUUAUACUCCAGUACUGGCCUUUUGGUCCUGAACUUUGCCCAGGUGUUAAUUACUCCCAGGCGGUGUCGGUCUUGGUCAGCGCCUACACUCUGGUCGCGAUAAGCGUUGACCGUUAUACGGCGAUAAUGUGGCCGCUUAAGCCACGGAUGACAAAACGCCAGGCCAAAAUCGUCAUCCUCUCGGUCUGGCUUGUGGCUUUGGCAACUGCCUCCCCCAUCGCCGCCGUUUCUCGGCUUGUGCAGCCCGCCGAGCAGUUUGUCAAGUGCGAGAGAUAUAUUUGCCACGAGGACUGGCCGACCAAUGAAUACAGGUACUACUACUCCAUGGCGUUACUCGUAAUGCAGUACCUGAUCCCACUGCUCGUCCUGAUGUUCACUUACACGAGCAUCGCGGUUGUCGUAUGGGGAAAGCAGAUACCCGGUGAAGCCGAGAACACCAGGGACCAGAGGAUGGCGCGCUCGAAAAGAAAGAUGGUGAAGAUGAUGAUGACCGUCGUGAUUGUCUUCACGAUAUGCUGGCUUCCGUUCAACGUACUGACGCUCGGCCUUGACCACGAUGACCGGUUACGAGAAUGGUCGGGAUUGCCCUACUUGUGGGUCGCUGUUCACUGGCUAUCCAUGUCUCACUCCUGCUAUAACCCGGUUAUCUACUGCUGGAUGAACGCCAGGUUUAGAGCCGGGUUUCUGCUGACCCUUGCACGAGUCCCGUGCAUGCAGCGGAUCAUCCCUCAAGGUCGUCGAAGAACGCACCAUACAAGCAUGGCGGGAAUCGCUUUAACCGACGUGGCCUCCUCGCACGAUCCGAAGAAAUGAUCCUUCCCUGAUCGCGUUGCAGGAUUGGAGGCUCCGGACAACUCGAUUCUCCGGAGGAUCAACACCUGCAGCACUUAUAUUAGCGUCAGGCGGAAACCUAGCGGGCAUCAUUACGCUCCUGCACGAUCCGCUAGUCUCCGUCACACGGAUCUUAUCUCGACGA
Messenger RNA from Neodiprion fabricii, 2229 nucleotides. RefSeq names its product RYamide receptor. The coding region runs from base 942 to 2066 and encodes 374 amino acids. Lineage: Eukaryota; Metazoa; Arthropoda; Insecta; Hymenoptera; Diprionidae. Gene Ontology annotation, molecular function: neuropeptide Y receptor activity. Gene Ontology annotation, cellular component: membrane. The record is from RefSeq and is a predicted model, not a curated record. Gene Ontology annotation, biological process: neuropeptide signaling pathway. The transcript has 9 exons.